UGGUGGACGGCAUUGGGUGGAUUUGACGUAGAAAAGUGUUGUCUGGUAGUAUAAGUAGCUUCAUAAAAUACAAAAGGGUUGUAGUUCUGGUAUUACUACCGCUUGUUACCGUUUUCUAGAGAGAUGUUUCCAAACUUUAACACCGACUGCGAUUCUUCGUCUCGCUGCAGUACCGCAUCUCCCGUCGGGGACACCCUUUCGUAUUACCAGCAGUCACCAGCUGGUUCGUUUUCCAGCACUUCAGCUUCUCCGAUGGAGAAGACACAGGAACCUUGUACAGAAAUAGAUAAUUCAGGGGGUCCCUUUGUUCCGACUGUCACUGCGAUUUCAACUACCCCGGAUUUGCAGUGGAUGGUCCAGCCGACCAUGAUCACGUCUGUUUCCCCGUCUGUGGGUACACUUCAAACCAAUAAAGCACAGAGCUCAGUCCAGGUGACUAAAGCCAGCGCGAGUCGGGGGCAAAACACUCCCAGAAAAGGGAAAGCGGAGCAGCUUUCUCCAGAAGAGGAGGAGAAAAAGAGAAUCAGGAGAGAAAGGAAUAAAAUGGCUGCAGCAAAGUGCCGCAAUAGAAGGAGGGAGCUCACAGACACUCUCCAGGCUGAGACUGAUAAGCUAGAAGAUGAAAAGGCAGUUCUGCAGGCUGAAAUAGCCAACCUCAUGAAAGAGAAGGAAAAGCUGGACCUUAUUCUGGCAGCACAUAAACCAGGCUGCAAAAUUGCUGAGGACAUUGACUGCAUCUUCCAGGAGCCUAUUGGUUCCCCCCAGCUGCUCUCAGCUCUAGGAAAUGGCAAGCUCCCCGAAGACAGCUCAGUGGAGUCCUCCACACUCCAAGAUUCCGAGGCCUCCAGUUUCCCCACGACAGCCAUCUCUGGGAACUCCAACAUCCUGCUCUGCUCCAGUGCCGAGGUGAAUGUUUGUGACCUAGAGUCCUCCUUGGAUGUGAAAGAAGAGCCCCUGGAGGAUCUUCUCCCUGGCAUGGAGAAAUCCUCUCUAGAGACAGCUCGCUCUGUCCCGGACAUUGACCUGAGUAGCUCUUUUGGGGUGACAGAUUGGGAAACCCUCUACAAAUCAGUGUCCAGUGACCUGGAACCCUUGAGCACCCCUAUUGUGACUUCCACCCCCACCUGUACCAGUUACCUUUCAGCAUUUGCUUUCACCUACCCGGAGUUAGAUUCACUUGCAGAUGGGGUUGACAGCUGCAAAGGUGGAGGAGGAAAAGUUGAGUCAGUGGUAGAUAUUCUGAACUCUCCAACCCUUUUAGCCUUAUGAUAAGGAUGUGAAUAGAGGGAACCCAUUGAACAGUAUUUCAUAAUUACAGUGCAAGAUCUGAUGUCAUCCAAUGUGAUGUGGUGUCCAAAGUCAUCUACUGUGAUCAAAGCUUUUUAUCCGAUGGUUGCAUCCAUGAAAUGUUUACUGUGACCGAGCCAGUAUUAACUUCUUCCAGAUCCAUUUGAUGUAGCUAAAAGCAUGGAUAGUAAUUUUCCUAACAGAAAUGUUAACUAUGGUCUGGUAUUAAACGCAUGCAGAGAAGUGCCAUAUAAUUUCAGAAUUGCAUUACUUGUUUUUCAAUUGUGCAGGAUUUUUUGUUGUAUUGUUGAGCUAUAGACUGUGCAGUUCAGUGUUUCGAUAGCAAUAUUAUGUUCAUGUCUAAAAGUAAUAGUGUGUGAUAUACAUCCAUGUACUGUACUUGCAUACCUCAAUUUUAUCAUUCAAGCUGUGAUUUUACAUCAUAAUUUAAGAAGUUUUCCAUGAAAACAUCAAGUGCGUUAUAAUUUAUUGAGACGUAUUUUAUGAUAUAGUUUAUUUUUCUACCUUCAAGGUUUUGACUUGUUCUUCAAUUGCAAAAGACAGAAAAAUAAGCAUUGAUUGCUUAUUGAUAAAUAUUAUCAUUAAAUAUAUUUAAAAGCAA
Molecule: messenger RNA, 1909 nt
Organism: Conger conger (European conger)
Lineage: Eukaryota; Metazoa; Chordata; Actinopteri; Anguilliformes; Congridae
Product: protein c-Fos-like
Exons: 4
Coding region: 124-1269 (381 amino acids)
Biological process (GO): regulation of transcription by RNA polymerase II
Cellular component (GO): nucleus
Molecular function (GO): RNA polymerase II cis-regulatory region sequence-specific DNA binding; DNA-binding transcription factor activity, RNA polymerase II-specific
Source: RefSeq, a predicted model, not a curated record